Stegastes partitus (bicolor damselfish) is the source of this 468-nucleotide messenger RNA. Its product is annotated as ninjurin-2-like. Lineage: Eukaryota; Metazoa; Chordata; Actinopteri; Pomacentridae. The transcript has 4 exons. Gene Ontology annotation, cellular component: membrane. The record is from RefSeq and is a predicted model, not a curated record. Gene Ontology annotation, biological process: tissue regeneration; cell adhesion. The coding region runs from base 1 to 468 and encodes 155 amino acids.
AUGCCCCUGCAGGACUUGAGGGACCACCUGGCUAAGUCACUGAUACGGGAAACUCCAUGGCUCCAUGUGGUUAUGGUCAGGAAUGCAGGAGGUGCAACCUCUAACCUGAACAUGAACCUUUAUGCCACCAAGAAGACAGCAGCUGAAGGUAUGCUGGACAUCGCUCUGUUCCUGGCAAACAUCACACACAUGAAGACUGUCAUCGAACAGGGAGCUGGAUACAGGUACUACGCUGCUGUUCUGACGCUCAUUUCCUUCUCCCUGGCUCUUCAGAUAGUAGCUGGAGUCCUGAUCAUCAUAAUCGGCCGUCGAGACCUGAACAACUCGGCUCUGCAGAAGCGUCUGGACUACCUGAACAACGUAACAACCAUCAUAGUCUUCGUCACCACAGGCCUCAACUUCUUCAUUAGCACCUUCGGCAUGCAGCGCACCGGAUACUUCCCGUGGCUCAUGAUGCGCAUUCACUGA